Messenger RNA from Salvelinus fontinalis (brook trout), 6650 nucleotides. Its product is annotated as delta-sarcoglycan-like. The record is from RefSeq and is a predicted model, not a curated record. Gene Ontology annotation, cellular component: sarcoglycan complex; sarcolemma. The coding region runs from base 794 to 1666 and encodes 290 amino acids. NCBI's taxonomy places the organism in Eukaryota, Metazoa, Chordata, Actinopteri, Salmoniformes, Salmonidae. The transcript has 8 exons. Gene Ontology annotation, biological process: heart contraction; cardiac muscle tissue development.
AGAAAACCCCACCUACUCAGCGCUGCUAAUGUAGUCACUGACAGUGCAAGUGUUCUCUCUCUCCCUCGCUCUCUCCUGCUCUCCUCAUAUCUCACUCCCUCUUUCUCUCUCUCUGAUGCGCUCUCUCUUGCUUCUCUCUCUCCUGCUCGCACUCUCUCUCCCUCGUUGUCUCAUACUCCCCUCCUCUCACUCCCUCUCGCUCUCCCCUUUCCCCGAUCUCUCUCUCUCUCUCUCUCGCUCUCACACACACACACAUACACACACUCUCUCUCACAAACACACACUCACACACACUCUCUCAUUUCUCCAGUCCCAAAUAAAUAAAGAGUCACAGAAGGAUGUGGGGGAAAGAGAGAAGUUGCUGCUUUAGGAAGAACAAUGUUGAUGCUACCCAACAUUCUUUAUCUCCUGCCUGCUUUUGAGAAUGUGUGAGGAUUAAAAGCGCGUGGCGGCGAUUACACAGGGAUUUCUACACCACAAAAGGAUGCUCAGUUCUCCCUCCUCUCCUGCUGAAGCCACAGAAGAGAGGACUACCGUAGAGAACUUGUCUCCUCCUGUCUCAGCGCUACCUGCCUAACAGUCAGCCGUGCACAACCACCAGAGGCAAUGACAGCCUUGCUGCUCUAGAGCCCCAUGGAGCGCAGUCCGCCGUUGGAUUCCAUGCUUUGUAGAUAUACAUUCUAAGAAAUUCGUUCUUGGAAGCCAAACCGAGAGAAAAUAAACACUGGCUGCUCACCAGCUCUAUGGUUUUCUGACUCGUCCAAGAUUGUGAUUUUUGGCAUCUGACUAAGAGAUGACCCAAGAACAGUGCACUCAUAGGAACAAUGUCCAGAGCUCAGAGAAACCACAUGUGUACAAAGUGGGGAUUUAUGGCUGGCGGAAACGUUGCCUUUACUUCUUCGUGCUCCUGUUAAUGAUCCUGAUCCUGGUCAACCUUGCUUUAACCAUCUGGAUACUAAAGGUCAUGAACUUCACCAUUGAUGGUAUGGGCAACUUAAGAAUAACGGAGAAGGGCCUGAAACUGGAGGGGGACUCUGAGUUUCUUCAACCUCUGUAUGCUAAAGAAAUUCAGUCCAGACCAGGCAGCCCACUGUUACUGCAAUCCUCCAAAAAUGUGUCCAUCAAUAUCCUCAAUGGGAAGAAUCAGCUGGUCACACAACUUAUUGCAGGAUCCAGUGGAGUGCAAGCACGAGGGAAGAUGUUGGAAGUUAAAUCUAGCACAGGGAAGCUGCUGUUCUCUGCUGAUGAUCAGGAGGUGGUGGUGGGAGCAGAGAGGCUACGGGUGACAGGUGCCGAGGGAGCCGUGUUCAGCAAAUCUGUGGAGACGCCACACGUCAGGGCCGAGCCCUUCAAAGAGCUACGACUGGAGUCUCCCACGCGGUCUCUGUACAUGGAGGCCCCUAAAGGAAUCCAGAUCCUGGCAGAGGCAGGGGACAUCCAGGCCACGUGUAGAAGUGACCUACGCCUGGAGUCCAAAGACGGAGAGAUCAAUCUGGACGCACGGAGGAUCAGGCUGCUGCGUCUGCCGGAGGGCAAGGCCUCUCCAUCGGGGACCACCUCCAGACAGACUGUCUAUGAGGUGUGCGUCUGUCCCAAUGGGAAACUCUUCCUCUCACAGGCCGGAACUGGCUCCACCUGCCAGAUCAGCAACAACGUCUGCCUCUAGAACACAUACACACAAAAAUAUCUACACGCACACGCACACACACAAGCACUGAAACAUACACACACAUGUAUACUGAAACACACACACAUUGAAACACACAUACACAUUCUGAAACACAUACACAUAAAAAAUACACAUAUAGAUCAUACCGACACACAUGAUGCACAGUGUUAUCAAACACACACAAAGAGAGAGAGAGACACACACAGAGACACACACACACACAGAGAGAGAGAGAGAGAGAGAGAGACACACACAGAGAGACACACACACACACACACACAGUGUUCUGUCCCUCCUAACAACCCUCUGGCAGAAACUGAGAGGGAUCCUCCUGCGAUUUACAAAGAGACACUCAGAGUGACAAUGUUCUGUUCGCUGUCCUGAAGACAAUUUCAGUACCAGAAUCACUAGGGUGAUCACCCACAUUUAGAAACCCUGCAAUAUCCUGCCAUUUUACACUCUUUGCUUCAAGUCAUCUACCACACAUGUAGUGAUAGAGAAAGCUCAUUGCUAUUUUGUUCUAUGAUUACAUUUUUCCAGUUUGUUAGCAGUUCUAACAAUAUUGUCUCUUGUUUUGAAACAGGAAGUGUGUGCCAAUAGUGUUUUCUUUUGUGAAUGAUUAUGAUUGUCAAUGUGUCAAGAUUGGUAACACUUGCAUAUCAUGUCAAUUCACGUCAAUGUCGACUUUAUAGAAUCAUGAAGAGAACAACAGCAGCACAGAGUUUUAACCCACACAGCUAAGGGAACAUUAUGGUAAACAUUGAGUAUAUCUCAAUAUAUACCAUAGAGUAUAUACUGUAUAUAUACCAUAAAUACCAUAGAGAGCAUAUCUGCAAAUCUGUGUAUGCGACCAAUAAACUUUGAUUUGAUGGAGAUGUGAUGGUCUUCAUAGGUGAUCACCCUACCAUUUCCUCGUACUGGGACUGAACCAUUGUGACCCACUCUGUUCAAAGAGGGGAAAAUUGUGCCUGUGCCUUAUAUCAAUGCACUUGUGGCAAGGAGAAGCACAUCACACAGACUUUCUUUUGUUAAUGAGUACAUUUGAUUUUUCCUUUCGGUUAAAUCCGUUUUGUGUGUAGAGGAUGGGAAUGCAAAGAUAUCUCUGAUUCACCCAACUGCAUGCACCCACACCCUCUUUCUCCCUCUUCUUUUCUCAUAUUUUUUCAGUGAUUUAAUCCCUUUGACAAGAAUAUUUGGGCCAACAUAUUGGUAAACACAUGUUUUUUUUGAGAUAUAAGCGAGAGAGUCAUUUUUUUAUAUAGUUUAUCUGUAAAUACACAAUCACAUCUGUGUGUGUCAAGGACAUAUCUUCGAUAAAUUGAGAAUAUGCUCUUUUGCAAAUUAAAGCUUUUAUAUAUCAUGUGUUUUUGUAAAAAAAAAAGAUUGAAUAAGUAAACAUCUUGAUAUUCUACAGGUACGCAUGUAUAGUGUACAAUGUUUGCCUUUUGGGAGAAGUGAUAUUGCUUUUUCGUUAUGUUGGUCCUCUUCUUUGUGUGAACUUCUCACAUGCUGAGCUCAAUAGUACACAUGAAUACUAGCCCAUUUUGUUUGGCAGUUGGGGGUGAGGUCUUUGCAUUCCUCGUGUGUUGUAUGGAAUUUGUUCUACUAAGAGUUUUUUUUGCCUUUUAUCGAUUGUGUAUUUGGCUCUACUUGUUCAAUGAUGCUCAGAGUAACCGACACACAAACCAAAAAGUGGAGGGGCCCCUACUAUGACUUGAUACGUAGUCAUCUUGUACAGUACUCAUUGAGUACUUGUCCUUAGCUCCCAUACACUGCAAUCCUCCUGAAGCGAUCUGAAGUGAACAGUGUCUUUGUUGAAGUUUAUUAGAGAGAAAAUGGAUGUACUCAAGUCCACUUUGCCUUGCAUUGACGUCCUCUUCCUUUACUCCAUUUCAAUGGGGCUGUUUGCCUCAGCUUAGACCACUCGUUAUCAGCGCAGCCUCCCUGCUGAGGAAAGCAAUACAGUCUCCAGGAGGGUUUUUACCGCUGGGUUUUUACAGCUCUGUCAAUGUUGUGCUACUGUAUAUUCAAGAGAUGUUACGUUUUGUAUUAGCUCUGUAAAACGUUUUUUGUUUCUCCACAUAAAAGCCUUUUAUUAAUUUAGAUUUCAGACGCACACACUGUAAAAUGCCACUGAGUAUUGCUGAUAGUAUAUAAUAAACUAAAUGUCAAGAUGACUGAAGCAUUUCCCCAGGCAUAUUGAAUUUGGUCUGUUUUAUACAGUUAUUGUUGUCUGAAAAGCAGAUCAGUUGUCCCAGACUACAGCAUUCUUAUAUUUCAGUGUUCUGCACCAUGGAAAAGUUAUGACACAGACACACACAAAGUGUACAAACCUGAGUGUGUCCAGUGCUAAUUGACUAGAUCAGAGGACUGUAUCAACACCACUCAAAUUAAGUUUAACUCCCCUUUUCCUCUUCAUUAUAGUGAGACAGACUGUCCAGAGUGUUUGAUGUGUGUUUUGAUUGGUUAGGAACUGGGCAAAUGGCUGCCGUGAGCCUCAUUAGUGAGUAUUUGCUAAGUGCCGGUCACUGGUUGCCUCUGCCACAACCCCAAUAACAGACUAAGGAUUGCAAAUCAUUAAAAGCGGCCCUAGUCCUCUACUACUCUCCUGUCCACUGCACAUACAUGUCAUUCUGACUCCAGUUAUUAGAUAGUCUCUGUUUGUAAUUCUAAAACAACAUUUCCAAACCCCAGUCCUCGAGUACCCCCAACAAACUCACCUGAUUCAACUCAUUGAGGGCUUGAUGACUAGUUGACAAGUUGAAUCAGGUGUCCAUGUCCGGGGUUACAACAAAAAUGUGUGCUGUUGGGGGUACUCAAGGACUGGAGUUUGGAAACAAUGCUCUAAAAUAUAUACCCAUCAAUGACUCAACAGUGAACCCUUGACCGGGCCUUUCCAAUGUCAAGGUUGUCUUUUAUGAAGAGGAGAGUCCGAUUUCAGAUGCUUCCAUGUCGGUUGAUUGGACAGUCACUCUCAUGACAGUGCUUCUGGGUACACAAACAAAUAACCAUUAUUAUGGAGGACUUCCUGUAGAAUUAUUCUAAUGAGAGACACUGUUAAUCUUUGCCUUCGUUCAAGUCUGUCUUCUGGCCUUCUGAAAGAAGAUAAAGGAUCUUAUAUAGGAUGGGGGACUUAAGAAUCAGAUUUUCCAAAAGUGCUUGAUCAAACACAGUUCACACUUAGCUUCAGAAGGAUUAUCUAAGACCCUUUACAUGUUUUGUGAGAUAAUUUCCCUGCAACUAUAGCAGAAAAGCUAACUCAAAAGUCUCAUAAGGGUCCAUCAUUUGACAAUAGCUACAGUAUGUUUCCUUUAACUGGUCCAGUGAUUUUUGGUCAACAUUUAGAAAGUGACAAUUGCCUGCUAGGGUGUGUUUCUAUUUAACUUUCUUUUAAAAAAAGUGUUUCCAUUACCUAUUUAGGAAAAUCGCGCAUUAAGAAAUUGGUGACAGCCUGUAUGCCCUUCCACCUGUUUGUUUUAUUUCUCAGGUUGCCCGCAAAAGCCAGCAUGGAUAGAAUGCAAUAAUUGACUAAUAUUUGCCAUAUUAUAUUCUGAUGAAAAAUUCUCAUGUGCCAACGUAUCUCCACGGUCCGUGCCAUGGUGAAACUUGCACUCCUGUAGAUCUGAAAUAAUUGGAUGUUGAUACUUGCCAGCCAACCAGAAUAGCAAGGCAAAGUAAUUCAGGAAUUCUUGAAAGUCAGGACAAUCAUUGUCCUGUAAAUCAUAAUUUAUUCAAAAACACAGUUUCCAUCAUAAUUUUUCCAAUAAAGAAAGUUAGACAAAGAAAAAUACACCCCUGUCGAACAGAUAAAAAAUGUGUCAAUCUUUAGAAAAUGAAUCCUAUAUCUGCCAUUUCCAUCAUCACAAUUUCUACUUUUUUUGCGACAUUGUUGAAUUAACCUGGAAAUUGAAACCUUCCUAGUGGCUGUCUGGCAGUGGUACUCUUAUAGACUAAGAGUGAAAGACAUCUUCAAACAUACAUAGUUUCUCUGUGAUGGGGAUAUAAUUAUACAUAUUCAAUAGGCUAACCGCCAGUGGCUCAAGACACAGAAUGAUAUAUAUCAGAGCUACCAUUUUGUGGGUGUUCUAAACGCUAGCUAUGUGUUGUCUCUCACACCUCUCCAGUUGAACGAGAUCUAAUGAGCUAAAAGCAGGACUUUGAGUGCCAUGAUUAUUAUAUUCUAAUUUGCAAAAUGAUGUUUUAUGAAUCUUUAAUUCAUUAAAAUGGCUGUAAACACUAGUUGAUUGACAUAUGACAUAUUUUGCGUGUUUCUGAGAUAUUUAGUUGCACAAUUUUUCUGAGCUGAGUGUAAGUGCAUUCUUGUGUAAUUUAAUUUGUUUUAGUUCUUAGCUUAACAAGCAUGUGUGACGUCAUGUCUUGAGGCGAUUUUGAACAGCAUUACAUGUGAAAGGAGCACAAAAUGUUGAUGAGGUUAUGAGGACAAAACGACACUCACAAUCAAUAAUUUUUUCACUUCGUACCUUGCUUUGGGUUUGACAUUAGGGGUCAUUCUCUCAUGUGAAAAUAGUGUGCAGCUUGUCAUUUUGAACGAGACAUUGGUUACCUACCCUCUAUUCAAUCAAAAGAGGAUGCUUAUUUCAUAUUUUAAGAUACAGAUGUGAUAAAACGCUUUCAGGAGUGAUAGCUGUGUCAUCCGUGCUCGAGUAUGAGGUAUUCAUUUAGUUCACAUACAUUUAUUUAGUCCUCUUUGAAAAGAUUCAAUUACGAUUAAAACACAUUUUUGCAAAGGCUGAGAAGUCAUUGUAACAUUUUGUUCUCGUUUUUUGUUUGUUUUCACCAUGAUGUAAAUGAAGAAGAUCCUCGCACAUUCUAUGCAAAACAAAUGGAUAUAGACAGCAUUGUAAUAAUGCGAAUACGUGUCAGUUAACUAUCUUACAUUUAUUAUACUUUCUGUAUACAGUUUGUAUUUAUGAAUUGAGUUGCAAUCUAAAAUGUAUCAAUAAACUUAUUUAAAAAAUAA